Zygosaccharomyces rouxii is the source of this 5757-nucleotide messenger RNA. RefSeq names its product myosin 1 (gene MYO1). The coding region runs from base 1 to 5757 and encodes 1918 amino acids. Gene Ontology annotation, cellular component: myosin complex; cytoplasm; vesicle. The record is from RefSeq and is a predicted model, not a curated record. NCBI's taxonomy places the organism in Eukaryota, Fungi, Ascomycota, Saccharomycetes, Saccharomycetales, Saccharomycetaceae. Gene Ontology annotation, biological process: vesicle transport along actin filament; actin filament organization. The transcript has a single exon. Gene Ontology annotation, molecular function: actin filament binding; microfilament motor activity; ATP binding.
AUGGAUGCUAUGACAAGAGCCCUCUUUGAACAACAUAACAGCGUUGCAUCUGAGCGUCAACCUUUUUCAGCAGGUUCUCAGGGCAGUAUGGUUGACCAAUCGUCAAUAGUGUGGGUUCCAGACGAUGAUAAAGUAUUUGUUCAAGGUGAAUUAAUUGAUGAGAAAGUAAUUAAAGAUAAGAGUAAUAGAGAAAAACCUAUUAGCAUAGUUAGAAUUGCAGGUCAUGAGAAACAGUUUGCACAAGUUGAUGUUUGCCCGGUAAAUCCAUCAACUUUUGAUAAAGUUGACGACAUGUCGGAGUUGACCCAUUUAAACGAACCAUCAGUCCUUUACAAUUUGGAAAAUAGAUAUCAAGAUGAUUCGAUCUACACAUAUUCUGGACUUUUCCUCGUUGCAAUCAAUCCUUACAAUAAUGUAAGGAUAUAUACCCAAGAAUACAUGAAUCUCUAUCAUGGUUCACCAAAGGAGGAUAAUAAGCCACAUAUUUUUGCCCUUGCGGAGGAGGCGUAUCAAAGACUAUUAUCGGUAAAGCAAGACCAAUCGGUAUUAGUUACAGGAGAAUCAGGUGCAGGUAAAACUGAAAAUACAAAACGUAUAUUACAAUAUCUGGCGUCAAUUACUUCUGAGGAUAAACUUUUGUCGACGAAGCAAGAAAGUUUCGAAAGGAAAAUCUUAGAGAGUAAUCCGAUUUUAGAAUCGUUUGGUAAUUCUCAAACUGUAAGGAAUAAUAACUCCUCCAGAUUCGGUAAAUUUAUUAAAAUCGAAUUUGAUGAAAGAGGUAAAAUCAAUGGUGCUCACAUUGAAUGGUAUCUUUUGGAGAAAUCAAGAAUUAUUAAUCAACAUCCGUUGGAAAGAAAUUAUCACAUUUUUUAUCAAUUGUUACAAGGUCUUUCAUCUCAAGAGUUGAGAAAAUUAGAAAUAAACUCAAAGUCAAUCAAGGAUUACCGUUUCCUGAGCAAUUCAAAUCCCUCUAUUCCUGGUGUUGAUGAUGCAAAGGAUUUCCAAGAACUAUCAUCUGCAUUUAAAAUCAUGGGGUUUGCCGAUGAUGAAGUCAAUCAUGUUUUUCAAAUAAUAUCCAUUAUACUACAUUUGGGAAAUGUGGAAUUCUUAUCAGAAAGAGCGGAACAAGCGUCUAUUAAAAAUGAUAUUUCUGCUCUUUGUAGACUUUUGGGUGUUAAAGAGAAUGAUUUCAAGGCAGCUACUUUAAAACCAAAAUCUAAGGCAGGUAGAGAGUGGGUAUCACAGUCUAAAAAUGCUCAACAAUCUAGAUCCAUUCUCAACUCUUUGUCGAGAACUUUAUAUGAAAAGCUUUUUUCCUUUAUCGUUGAUAAAAUUAAUCGAAGUUUAGAUCAUGGGUCUAUGACGGCCAAUUACAUUGGACUGUUAGAUAUUGCAGGUUUUGAAAUUUUCCAAAAUAAUUCCUUUGAACAAUUGUGCAUCAACUAUACCAAUGAAAAAUUACAACAAUUUUUCAACCAUUACAUGUUUGUACUUGAACAAAACGAAUACUUGAAAGAAAAUAUUCAAUGGGAUUAUGUGGAUUACAGUAAGGAUUUACAAUCAACCAUCAAUUUAAUCGAACAAAAGGGUCCACCUACAGGUGUUCUGCCACUAUUGGAUGAGGAAUCUAUUUUGCCAAAAUCUUCAGAUGAUUCAUUUUUCUCUAAACUGAUUUCCACUUGGGAUCAAAAAUCAAAUAAAUUCAAAAGGGCUAAAAAACCUUCAUGCUUUGUACUUAAACAUUACGCAGGUGAUGUAGAAUACAAUGUCGAUGGUUGGUUGUCAAAAAAUAAGGAUCCUUUGAAUGAUCAUUUAUUAAACGUUUUAUCAGAAUCAUCUAAUGAUAUGAUCAAAUCGUUUUUCUGUGAUUCACCAAAAGUACGCGGUGGAUCAUUUAGAACCACAUCGAUACGCCAUAGGGAACAAUUAUCGUCACUACUAGACCAAUUAUCGUCAACAACUCCACAUUUUGCACGGUGCAUCAUUCCAAAUAAUAAGAAAAAGGCUAAGGAUUUUGAUAAAAAAUUAAUUUUGGAUCAAUUACGUUGCAAUGGUGUUUUAGAAGGUAUAAGGAUAGCAAGAGAAGGAUACCCCAAUCGUAUUUUCUUUAAAGAGUUUUACCAAAGAUACCAGAUCUUAGCAGACGAUUAUAAGGUUUCCAGCAGUGCUAAAAAGAACAGUGAGUUUUUACUCUCAUCAUUGCAUCUGGAUCCAUCUCUCUACAAAGUGGGGACCACAAAACUGUUUUUUAAAGCUGGGGUCUUGGCAGAUUUAGAAUCUAGAAAGGAGGAAAAAAUCUUUUCCACAGCCAUUAGACUCAACGCUCAUGUUCGCGGUGGUCAAGUACGUCUUGAAACUAACAAGCGGUUAAUGAAACUAAGGGCGGCAAGAGUUUUGGGAGAAACUUUUAAAUCUUACAACAAAAUGAUGGAAGAUCCCUGGUACAAUCUUUAUUUAAGGAUCAAACCAUUGUUAAGUUCUUCACAAGACAUUGCAAAAUCCAAGAAAGUGGCCAAACAAGUCAAAGAACUGGAGGGAAAGCUGAAAAUCACUGUAGAAGAACGCGAUAAGGCCAUAGCAACCGAAUCCUCUACCGCUAAAGACUUGGAGGAAGUUCGCCAGAUGUUAGCGGCAGAAGUGGAAAAAUUGAGUUCUCACAAAGAACAGUUAGAUGCCGCCAAGGAGCAACAAUUGUCCUUACAGAAAAAAUUAGAUGAUGCUACGAAAUUGAAAGAACAAAUUGAACAGGAAAAGCAGAAGAAAGAAGAACAACAUGAAAAGGCUUUAGGGGAACUUUUAAGUAUUAAACAGUCUUCUAACAAUGGCGAGGCUCAAAUGAAAGAAUUGGAGACUAAAAAUUCAGAACUUGCUAAGCAAGUAGAACAGUUGAAAAACCAGGUUUCAGAAAAAGAGAGGGCUUUACAUUCUUUAGAACAGUCUAAGUCUCAAGUCUCCAAGGAAUUAGUAUCGCUGAAGUCAAGGGAAUCCUCUGUUCAUGAUGAAUUACAAAAGCUUAAGUCCCAAGAAUCUGCCAUGAAAAGAGAAAUGGAAAAAUUAAGAUCUGCUGAAAGUGCAAGACGCAAAGAAUUUGAUAAGAUGAAAGCUGAUGAAACGUCAAAAGAUAAGGAAAUCUCUACUUUAAGAGGUAGGUUGAGUUCGUCUGAAAAAGACGUUAACAUUAAGUUGAACAAUCUGGAAAAGAACUGCGAAGCCGCCAUGAAACGUUUGAAGACAUUGGUUGAGGAAAACACUGAUUUGAACAAUAAAAUCUCUACCUUGGAGAAAGAAAAGAAUAAUUAUACCCGUGAUGUUAGCACCAAGGAGCGUGAAUACACUAGGAUGAGGGAAAGAAUAGAUCAACAUCAAGAAGAAAUGUCAGUAUUAGCUUCCCAAAGAGAUAAUGUCGUUGCUGAACAUGAUCAAGUAAUUCAAGAAUUGAAAGAUGCAAGAGCUCAAUUGAUGGAUUAUAAGACAAAGUUACAAAACUUGGAGAAAGAGUAUGAUGCCCUAAAAGAAAACCAAACAUUGACCAAUGGUUCCGGCCCAGAGGAGAGCAAGGUCGAAGAAUUAGAACAUCGUCUAGCGCAAGAAACUUCGCUGAAUCAUUACUUAAGCCAGAAGCUGUCAUCCCGUCCAAAUAGCUCCAGAUCAGUUACGGAGCUGGGCCCCAUGAGGGAAGAGGAAUUGAGAGAUUACCAAGAGAUGAAUAUUCAAUUGGAAGAAACCAAGCGAAACCUGGAAUUGCUGAUAGAGGAAAAGAAAGAUCUUAUUUCGAGAUUGAGAUUCACCGAGACGAGGUUGGCUUCCUCUUCUUUCGAUUCACAAUUAGCACACACUCAGGUCAAGAAAUUAAAAGAGAUGCUCCAAAACAGCAACCCAUCAAUAGAUUUGGAUAAAGAACUUCAAGACUUGAAACCUUCAGAAGUGAAUUUGGAAAAAUUAGUUUUAGAAGUGGAUCAUCUUAAGAGACAACUCGAUAUUGAGACGAAAGCUCGCUAUGAUGCCGAGAAUAUCGUGGCUGCUCUACACAAUAAAUUUAGUCAGAUUCAAAGAUCGGAUUCUUCAUCUGAUAUUUACAGGCUAAAAUACGAAGCGAGUGAGGAGCGCGCCAAAUCUCUAGAAAAUAAACUACGUCAAGUGCCGCUCAAGGAUAAGACAAAUUUACCAGGUAGCAUUUUCACGAACAGAGACAACGUCUCUAAAUAUGCUGAUGAAGUCCGUUUCCACAAGUUGGAAAACUACAAACUUCAGGAAAUACUCGUUGACUCUAAUAAGAAAAUCGCAAACUUAAACAGUGAGAUCAAACAGUUCACUUCCAGAGAGUCCUUAUUGACUGCUGAGAUUGAAAGGUUAGAGAAGGAUUUACAUUCUACUGAGGGUCAAAACCAAAUGUUAUCAGCUACUAUAAGACAACAAAGAGCACAGUUUGACAGUAUGGUUGGUGAUCUGCAUGACACAGAGUCCAAGUCUAGGGAAUACAUUCGUGCUUUAAAGCAGGCUGAAGAAGAUGUGAAAAGCAUGGCAGCUAUAAUCGAAAAUAUGAAGGCUCAUAUAAAACAAAAGGACAAGUUGAUUUGGCAGAGAGAAACUGAAAAAAAUGAACUCGAGAUGCAAUUGCAAGAGGCUUCUCUAGAACUUAAGAGAAUUCAAGACAUCAAUGAAAUGCUUGGAGCAGACUUAACCCAUUUGAAAGAAAGGUUAGCCAAAAGAGAAGAAGAUGCACAAUCCAUCGCAAUCAUUGAUAGUCUAAAACAAGAUCUUAACACUUUCAUGAAAUCUGAGACAGCAAUGAAGAAGGAAAUUUCAACUUACAGAUAUCAAUUAGAGUCCUUAGCUCACGAAUCAGAAAUCAAGCUUGAUGAGCUUUUAAAACAAGUUCAGCAUUAUGAAAAAGUUGUAGCAGCCUUGAGUAAUGAACGGGAUAUAGCUGAUGCCGCUGAGAAAGACUUAACAAAGAAACUCGAAGUCAUGAUACUUAGAACAGAUACAUUGGCAGAAACCGUUGAGGCUGUCUCUAGGGAUAAAAACCAACUUGAGGCAGAAUUGGAGAAAAUGAGAGAUGAACUGGUCAAGUCUACUGCUAAUUUUGAAGAUACAUUACAAGAGAAUCAUGAUAUUGCUAAUAAUGUCAGUUAUUUGGAAGACACAUUGAAAUUACAAAGAGACCAAAAUGCAAGAAAUGAAGCUUUGGUCAAACAGUUACAAGACGAUGUAGAUUUAUUGAAGGCAACUCUUAAGGAGGAAAAGCAAAAAUUCAUUGAGCUUGACGAAGAGAGUCAAGCUCUAGAAAAGAUAAACAAUCAAGCAAAUAACAGGAUUGAAUUCCUAGAGACUCAAUUGGCGGAUACCAGUGAGAAAGAUGCAUGGUUAUCUAAAAUGCACGAGUUGGAAAACCUGGUGACCAAGGAAACACAGGCAAAAUACGAAGAGAUGAAAAGGGUUAAAAACCUCGAAUUAUUUGUCGAAAACCUGAAAGAAAAGAAUGCUAAUCAGACUGAAAUAAUUGAUAUAGCUAAUGCCGACAAAGAACAAUUUGAUUCAAGAUUGUUGCAGUACAAUGAACAACUAAUGCUCAUGGAGAAGCACAUCUCAAAACAAGAAAUGGAUCUAAAGAAAUGUAUGCGUGAUAAUGCUAAUUACCAAAAUAAGGUAGAAGGAUUAGAAAGAGAGGUCACUUUCUGGAAAGACAGAUACGAUACGCUAGCCUCUGGUAGGAACAGCGCAAAGGCUACUCAUACUGAAGAAGUUUUCAUUUGA